Anthostomella pinea is the source of this 885-nucleotide messenger RNA. Lineage: Eukaryota; Fungi; Ascomycota; Sordariomycetes; Xylariales; Xylariaceae. The record is from the annotation of a GenBank genome assembly.
AUGUCAUCACCGCCCAAACCACCGAUACCCAAAGCCGCAGAGCCCAAGUACGGCCAGACCUUCGAUCCCUGGAACUCGUCAUCGAGCGGCCACCAGCGCGCCGAGAACCGGCUGGGCGACAGCACCGGAUGGCGGGAUUCGCGCAACAAGAAGCUGAUGAGCCAGUUCAAGGGCGGCGCGAGCGGCGGGCAACGGGUCUCCGACACAGUGGGCGCCGGGUCGAAGUACUGGGAUCCAAACGCGAAGGCGCUGAUACCGCCGGAGCUGCGGUCCCGGGCUCAGAGCUCCGUGAUGGACAUGCUGGCGAAUCCGGGCACUAUGAAGCCGACCCUAUCAUCUACGGCAGACAGUCGGCGAGCAAAUCCUGACGAGAGCGAGAGGCACAGUGCUCUUACGGCAGAGGAGAGGCUCAUGGCGCAGCGCAGGGUGGAGGACGAAGCGCGGGUAGCGGAGAAGGAGCGGCCACGGGGCAUGUUCGACGGCGUGGUCGUCUACGUCAACGGGAGCACGCAUCCGCUCAUCUCCGACCACAAGCUCAAGCACGUGCUGGCAGAGCACGGGGCCAAGAUGUCGUCUCACUUGGGACGGCGGAAGGUCACGCACAUCAUCCUAGGGAGGCCCGCCGGUGGAAAAGGGGGUGCUGGGGGCGGCCUCGCUGGUGGCAAGUUGCAGAAGGAGAUCCAGAAGGUUGGCGGCUGCGGUGUGAAGUUCGUGGGCGUCGAAUGGGUCCUCGAGUCGAUUAAGGCUGGGAAGAGACUUCCAGAGGCGGGCUUCAGUGACCUGAAGAUUGCUUCAAGGGGCCAGCAGAGCGUGCACGGGUUAUACUCGAAGCAAAAGGCGUCUGUGACAGACAACUCUGGACCUCCUCCAAGCGGCCAAGCUUGA